AAUCUGAAACAGAAGCGUGACAACGUCCACUCAAUUUCCGCUCUUUUCUCACAGCGGCCAUCUUACUUCAAGCCUUGCUAAGACUUGUCGUUUCUCUACGUCUGCAGCGUGUCCCGUCAAAAUGCAGAUCUUCGUCAAGACCCUGACGGGUAAGACCAUCACCCUUGAGGUCGAGCCUUCAGACACCAUCGAAAAUGUCAAGGCAAAAAUCCAAGACAAGGAAGGUAUCCCUCCUGACCAGCAGCGAUUGAUCUUUGCUGGCAAACAACUUGAAGAUGGACGUACUCUAUCUGACUACAACAUUCAGAAAGAAUCUACUCUUCACUUGGUGUUGCGUCUCCGUGGUGGUGUUAUUGAGCCUUCUCUUCGCAUCUUGGCACAGAAGUACAACUGUGACAAAAUGAUCUGUCGCAAGUGUUAUGCUCGCCUUCAUCCUAGGGCAACCAACUGUCGCAAGUCAAAGUGUGGUCACACCAACAACUUGCGCCCCAAGAAGAAGCUGAAAUAAGUGUAUUGCCAGGCAGUUGUGCUUGAUCAUGGAAAUACAAAGUUUCAAUGGCAAA
Messenger RNA from Daphnia pulicaria, 563 nucleotides. It is a transcript of the gene RpL40, whose product is annotated as ubiquitin-60S ribosomal protein L40. Gene Ontology annotation, biological process: modification-dependent protein catabolic process; translation; protein ubiquitination. Gene Ontology annotation, cellular component: nucleus; ribosome; cytoplasm. The coding region runs from base 122 to 508 and encodes 128 amino acids. The record is from RefSeq and is a predicted model, not a curated record. Lineage: Eukaryota; Metazoa; Arthropoda; Branchiopoda; Diplostraca; Daphniidae. Gene Ontology annotation, molecular function: structural constituent of ribosome; protein tag activity; ubiquitin protein ligase binding. The transcript has 3 exons.